AUGUCAGGAAAUAACGGACGCAUUAUAUUAAUAGCUUUACUUUGUACAUUUAAAACAACAAUUUUAGCGGAAAGUAGCAACACUAUUGUGGAUUUAAUUAAUGAUAUAAACGAAAAUUCAAAAAUAAAUCUUAAUGUUUUAAUAAAUCUAAAGGAAAAUGGAAAAAGUAGCCAAACAAUUACUGAAAUUGCUAAACUUAUACAUGUACCAAGGAUAAUUAUCAAUAGUGUUAAAUAUAAAAACGAUUUGCUGCAAGAUAUUAAACCUUUAUAUGAAAACUAUAAUAGUGAAUGUUUAGCUAUAGUUUGGCUAAGUGAAAGUCAUGAAAAUAACACUUUUGAGUUAUUGGAUCGUUUAUUGUGGAAAAGAAAUUUUAAGGAUAUAUUAAUGAUAUAUGAAGAGAAAACACAAUUAUUAAAUUUGCAGCUAAAACGUAUAUUUCAAAAAUGCUGGAUCAAUGGUUUUAUAUCGGUACUAUUGUGGACGCAACAACAACUUUACACCUAUCAUCCUUAUCAUAAUGUAAAAGUGCUAAAACUCAAUAGUGUCGUAGAAUUCUGGGAUAAAUCGCACUUGAAAAAUUUACAACAUUAUUCAUGCCGUAUACCGUUUUUCAACUUUCCCAAUCAGUGCUUUUCUUAUACAAAUCGUCAAGGUGAAUUGGUUCGUACCGGUUACUUAUACAAAUGGAUACAAUUGUAUCUGCAACACUAUAAUGCUUCCAUACAACAUUACAACAUAGAUUUGUGGUCUAGAAAUAUAAGUCAGAAGGAUAUAAAAAAACUUCCAAAAACGGGCUUCUGUUUCUUACCAAUUCAUUUUGCAAUGUCUAUUCAAAUAUAUGAUAGAAGCAAUGUUUUGCAUUUGAGUAAAAUAACUUUAAUGGUACCCAAUGCUAAAGAGGUAUCUCCUAGUUUAUAUCUUGUAUUGCCUUUAAAACGUUGUAUAGGCUUGAUAAUUAUUGCAAGUGCAAUUAUGAUAUUCGUUCUAAUAUAUUUUAUGGAAUGUACGACAAAUAAAGUAAAAGAUAUAAGCAAAUCAGCUCUCUUAGCUUUUAGUAUAAUCUUGUUAAUUUUUACCGGAUUUGGAAAACAAAAAUCGUUAAAACAUUUCCUUUUUCACUUACUGUUUCUAUUUACGGGUAUAUUUCUCACCAACUAUUAUAGUUCUACUUUAUUUAGUCUGUUAACCUCUAAGGUAUAUGAGCCAGAACUAAGAACUUUUCAAGAUAUUGGUCGUACACGUUUGACUGUAUUGGAACAUACGGCGGAUGUAGAUUUAAUCCGUGAAAUAAAUAUACCACAAUCAAUAAAGCAACGUAUACGCACGGGUAAUAAUGCUGAAUUAUAUAGUAAACGUAAAAAACUCAAUAUGACCUACAUGUAUAAAGUUCAUGAUGAAUUUGGGGAUUAUUUACUAUUUCAGCAACAAUAUCUAAAACGUCCAAUUGCCCGUAAACUAGAUGAGGCAUUAUAUUUUCGUCCUCUUCAUGUGACCGUACCACAUCGUUCUCCUUUAAUUGAUCAUUUUAACACAUAUUUAUUGCGUAUAUUUGAAAGUGGUUUGGUGCAAAAGUUUCGUAUGGAUGCUAAAUGGGAUGGUGUAUUAAGCGGUAAUAUAGAAAUUCUAUUCGAUCCAGUUUUGGAUAAACCCUUAAGUUUAAUCAUUCAGCGGUGUCUUAGCACAUCAUCUUCUAUGUCUUCGUUGUCGUCUUCAUCAUCAUCGACUUUACCAUCGUCAUCUUCAUCUCGUUUUCAUCAUCAACAUUAG
Lucilia cuprina (Australian sheep blowfly) is the source of this 1770-nucleotide messenger RNA. RefSeq lists its product as uncharacterized. NCBI's taxonomy places the organism in Eukaryota, Metazoa, Arthropoda, Insecta, Diptera, Calliphoridae. The transcript has 2 exons. The record is from RefSeq and is a predicted model, not a curated record. Bases 1 to 1770 code for a protein of 589 amino acids.